UCCGCUACUGUCGCGUCUAGGACCAGAAGCCCAACAAAAAAACCUCUCUCUCUCUCCCUCUCUCGUGAUUCUAAAACCCACAAAUCUUACAAAACCUCGCAGGUCGCAGAGAGGGAGAGAGUAUCUGAUCGGGAAAAAUGGAGGUGGUGAACAAAAUAGCGAACGCGGUGGCGAGAGCAGCGGAGAACAACACGGUGAUAAACGUAUGCCUGGUGGGGGCGUUCGUGGCUCUGGGGGCGAGGUCUGUGAGCCAGCAGAGGGACAUCGAAGCCCUGGAGGCGGAGAAAGCUUCCCUCAUCAGCUUCAACAAAUCCAUGAAGAAGGCCAUGUGGGAUUGGAAGCAGAAGCUCUUCGCCGCUGCCGAGGCCGAGUCCGACUCCGCCCUCGUCCCCCUCGCCCGCCUCAAAGCCAUUUACGGCGACGCUCCCAGUUCCUCUAAUGAUGAUGCUUCAAAGGAAGAUGCUAAUUCUCCUGCGUCCAAAUUCGUGGUCUGACGUCUUGAAGAGGGAUAAUUGUUGGAUUCAUACUGGAUUGUUGACGACUGAAAUUCAAUCAAACCGAUGGUAUAGCCUGUAACUUGUUAGAUCUCUCAUACACCUUAAAUUGUAAAUCAGGAGUUUGGUAAGGACUAGGCUCUAGAGUUGUUUUAUAAACUCGUUCACUUGGGAUGACAAAGAAUAAAUGUCAAAUGGGCUUUUGGGGUUUUUCAUUUUAGAUUGAAAUGCUCAAACCUUGGUUUGGUUUCCCAAAUGCCGUAAAAGCCAACAAUUGAAGAAUCAGUGAAUUUCAGGCUAUUGGGCCUAGUUUCUUACUCUUUUUUUCUUACUCCUUGCUUUCUUUACAAUUAUUGUUUUUCCUGUUGCUAUUUCUGGUGUGUGAAACAGUGAAUCACAGUAUUGAACAGAUGAAUAAACUGAUUAUUGUAAUC
Messenger RNA from Morus notabilis, 928 nucleotides. RefSeq lists its product as uncharacterized. Gene Ontology annotation, cellular component: mitochondrion. The transcript has 2 exons. The record is from RefSeq and is a predicted model, not a curated record. The coding region runs from base 138 to 494 and encodes 118 amino acids. NCBI's taxonomy places the organism in Eukaryota, Viridiplantae, Streptophyta, Magnoliopsida, Rosales, Moraceae.